ACUAAGCAGAAGUAGAGUUCUGCGGUUUGAUUGGCUCCUCAGCGGAGUUCAGGGGGUCUGCAGUUGUUUUUCUUUUUCUUUCUUUCCUAAAACGGCAGACUGAUUGAGGUUACAGUUAAUUCUUUCAGGUCCAGUUGCUAAAGCUUCUGUGAUCUGUUCAUUUUACAUGCCCUUAAUAGUGUCAGUAUCCAGCGCGCUGUGGACACGUGCUAAGACUGAUGGUCUUUAAUGGUUUGUCGGGGAAUAAUGGAAAAAGAGUGCUGUGACUUUAGCCUGAUCUACUGUAAAUUGGAGCAGCAAAAGAUCCAGCUCUGAUCAACAGUUCCACACCUCUGUACUCAGACUGCUCUGCUGGAGGAGCUCCAUCAGCUCACCUGCUGCAGAAAUGAAUGCUGUUCCAAGCCGUCUCCUCCUCCUAGUUUCAACUUUCCUGCCUGGGUGAAGUUUAGCUAUACAAAUACGCAGUCAGUAUAUGCUGAAAGAGGUGAACAACAUGGCAUCAAUAGAAAUCUCCAAUACUCAGCGACCAUCCUCUCCUACACCUCCCAAGCAAAUGCAGGAAAGUCCAGGCAAAAAGAAAACCCUCCUCUGCUCAGAGUGUGGGAAGAGUUUUAUUGACCAGAGUCAUCUGCUUCGACACCAGCGCAUUCACACUGGAGAGAAGCCAUAUCACUGCUUAGAGUGUGGCAAAAGUUUUAAAGAACAGAGUGUUUUACAGCGACACCAGCGCAUUCACACUGGGGAGAGACCGUAUCACUGCUCAGACUGUGGAAAGAGUUUUGCUACAGGGAGUACUCUUCUAGCACACCAGCGCAUUCACACAGGAGAGAAGCCGUAUCUGUGCUCAGACUGUGGGAGGAGUUUUACUCAGCAGAGUAACCUCCUAGUACACCAGCGUGUUCACACGGGAGAGAAACCUUAUUAUUGCUCAGACUGCGGGAGGAGUUUUAAUUAUCAGAAUGCUCUCCAACAGCACCAGCUUAUUCACACAGGAGAUAAACCGUAUGAGUGCUUCGAGUGUGGAAAGAGUUUUACUCAAAAGAGUAAUCUCCUCCGACACCAGCUUAUUCACACAGGAGGGAAACCGUAUUACUGCUCAGACUGUGGGAAGAACUUCAGGCAUUCAGAGACAUUUAAGAGACACAAGUGUCUUAACAACAGUCACACGAAUAGGCAGUGAUGCACCCAAAAACUAUUGCAGAUCCAAAGUGUUCCAAUAGGUGUCUUGUUUAUUGAGGAUUUUAUAUAGACAAACAUAUUAGCAGUAUGCCAUCGCCCACUGUAGUAUAUCAACAGGUUUCUCUACUCUGUGUCUCAUUUGUUUUAAUGCAAGUGUAGAGUCUUAAGCCCUAUCCGGACGGGAUUAGUUUCUCAGGCGGACAUCUGUGAAAAAUAUUUCACACUUCUACUCAGUAGUUCAGUUUCCACUCGCUGUUGUGUUUACGCGGAUCUCUGUGGAAAUGUGCGCCCAAUAUCUAAUUAUGGUGUGUGGCAGUGGACAAAUAGCUAUUUUAUUAAACGUGAGGUGAAAAAACUUAGAGAUGUGCGUCCGGAUGAGACUGAAAUUGCUGGAGGACAACGGAGUUCAGUAAAAAACAGCAGAGGAGGUCUGAGAAAAACACAUACAUGGUUGUUCCGGACGGGAAUAAAAUCACAGAGGACCCCCAUAAAUAAAAAAAAUUACCUCAGGACCCCCUGAGAAACUAAUCCCAUCCGGAUAGGGCUUUACACAAUCAGGACAUUUUUUCUGAAUUUAUGCAUUUAAUGCUUCCGCACUUAUCAGGUGUUAUUUCAAGUAUUUAAGCGGUGUUGUCAGUAAAAUUGGGUUUGGUCACAGAUCAUACAUCUUAAUUUACUUUCACUAUAAGUGUAAUUCUCCCACACCUGAGAUGUGGAUCUCUUUCUUGAGUCAUGAUGUUUAAUAAAUGAGAUGAUCUUA
Messenger RNA from Astyanax mexicanus (Mexican tetra), 1939 nucleotides. RefSeq names its product gastrula zinc finger protein XlCGF49.1. The transcript has 2 exons. Gene Ontology annotation, molecular function: RNA polymerase II cis-regulatory region sequence-specific DNA binding; DNA-binding transcription activator activity, RNA polymerase II-specific. The coding region runs from base 473 to 1180 and encodes 235 amino acids. The record is from RefSeq and is a predicted model, not a curated record. Gene Ontology annotation, biological process: negative regulation of transcription by RNA polymerase II; regulation of cytokine production; regulation of immune system process. NCBI's taxonomy places the organism in Eukaryota, Metazoa, Chordata, Actinopteri, Characiformes, Acestrorhamphidae. Gene Ontology annotation, cellular component: nucleus.